CAUCCACCAUCCACUACCUAUACUCCGCCUUUACAACAAGUAGCCAUCGACAGGUAUUCUUUGGCAAAACAUUGUACAUCUAUAAUACACCAGCAGCCCACCGUAUCAUUCGCUCAUCAUGGCUGACGAAAGACCAGUAGUGGUGGACAAUGGAACAGGUUUCGUCAAAACGGGUUAUGCAGGAAGCAAUUUCCCGGAAUUCGUAUUCCCUUCUAUCGUUGGACGUCCAAUCUUACGUGUUGAAGAAAAGGAUGCAGCAGCAGGAGAGAUCAAGGAUAUCAUGGUAGGAACAGAAGCAGCCGAAUUCCGCAAUUAUUUACAAGUUUCUCAACCUAUGGAACAUGGUAUCGUAAAGGAUUUCACAGAUAUGAGACACGUUUGGAAUUAUACUUUUGAUGAAAAGCUACGUAUCGAUCCAAGAGGAAGAAAGAUUUUGCUUACCGAACCACCAAUGAAUCCAAAGAGAAAUCGAGAAGAAAUGUGUCAAAUCAUGUUUGAAGAAUACGGAUUUGAAGGUGUUUAUGUUGCCAUCCAAGCUGUCUUGACUUUGUACGCUCAAGGUUUGCAAACGGGUGUGGUUGUUGAUUCUGGUGAUGGUGUUACGCACGUCGUUCCUGUCUAUGAAGGAUUCGCUUUGCCUCAUCUAACAAAGAGAUUGGACGUUGCAGGUCGUGAUGUGACACGUUAUUUGAUCAAACUUUUACUUUUACGUGGAUAUGCAUUCAAUCGAACGGCCGAUUUCGAAACCGUACGACAAAUCAAGGAAAAGCUUUCUUUUGUCAGUUAUGAUUUGGACUUGGACAAAAAGCUAGCAGAAGAAACGACAACAUUGGUAGAAUCUUACACACUUCCCGAUGGAAGGGUGAUCAAAGUUGGCAGUGAAAGAUUCGAAGCGCCCGAAUGUCUUUUCCAACCUCAUCUUGUAGAUGUCGAACAACCUGGUGUUGCAGAGCUAUUGUUCAACACAAUUCAAUCAGCUGCUGUGGAUACCCGUUCAGAGUUGUACAAGCAUAUUGUAUUGUCGGGAGGGUCAAGUAUGUACCCCGGAUUGCCAAGCAGAUUGGAAAAAGAAUUGAAGCAACUAUACUUGACAAGAGUUUUGAACGGAGAUGGAAAUCGAUUGAAAGCGUUCAAAUGCAGAAUCGAAGAUCCACCAAGACGUAAACAUAUGGUAUUCUUGGGAGGAGCAGUGUUGGCAGAUAUCAUGAAGAAUCGUGAUUCGUUCUGGAUCUCUAGACAAGAAUGGUACGAUCAAGGUCCUGCUUGUCUAGAAAGGCUAGGUCGACAUGCAUGAUUUGUACAGACUUGUAUUUAAGAGGAUAAUCACUGCAAUUCUAAUCUCUGAACUGAUUGUUUGAAGGGUAUGCAAAUGCGAUAUGGCAUUAAAUGAAAAUAGAGGU
Molecule: messenger RNA, 1400 nt
Organism: Meira miltonrushii
Lineage: Eukaryota; Fungi; Basidiomycota; Exobasidiomycetes; Exobasidiales; Brachybasidiaceae
Product: Actin/actin-like protein
Exons: 1
Coding region: 119-1294 (391 amino acids)
Biological process (GO): Arp2/3 complex-mediated actin nucleation
Cellular component (GO): actin cortical patch; Arp2/3 protein complex
Molecular function (GO): actin filament binding
Source: RefSeq, a predicted model, not a curated record